CUAAGUUGCGCAUGCUCUUUGGGUAGAUCACGUGAUCGUGAAACCGUAAGUAUAAAUGGAUCGGGAGUAACGACACCGUGAGUCGUGUUUCUCGUUAGUUCUUGGCGGCCAUUGACAGUACAAUAUCUUUGCUCUUUUGUACAAUCUACACAUCUGUAAGAGUUGAAAACCUGCUGGACCGCCUUCUUCCAAUCGAGAAACAAAAUCUUCUUUCCGGCCCCAGCUGUUGUGGUGAAUUUACCUCUUUCUUGCGUAGCAACAACAAGGAAUACAUACACAAUGGUGUUGCCUUUCCAAGAUCCCCGUGACGAUGUGGCUAGCGAUGGCACUCGAUCCAAUAUUCCAGCCAACACUCAUAUCGAUCAUCUUUGCUCAUUGGAUAUCAACACCAAAGCCUCUCGAGUUCGUCUAUCUGGAAUUAUCUGCACCAUUGGCCCUGCUUCGGCCAAGGUUGAGAUGCUAGAAAAAAUGGUUGAAACCGGAAUGAACAUUGCUCGUAUGAACUUUUCUCAUGGCUCGUAUGAGUACCACGGAAAUACCGUUGCCUCUGUUCGUCAAGCUGUCAAGAACUUGGGCGAUAAGCUUAAAAUGACUGUGCCCGUCGCUAUUGCCCUUGACACUAAAGGUCCCGAGAUCCGUACUGGCCUGCUGGAAGGAGGACCUUCAGCCGAAGUCGAGUUGAAAAAAGGAAACUCUGUUAAGUUGACUACUGAUCCAGCAUUCCUCGAGAAAGGCACAGCCGAACUCAUCUAUGUUGACUACACCAACAUUUGCAAGGUCGUCAGUGUCAAUAGCCACGUCUAUGUUGAUGAUGGCCUCAUUUCUCUCGUCGUCAAAGAAAUUGGAAGCAAUUAUCUCAACUGCGAAAUCGAAAACGGUGGUUCGUUAGGAAGCAAGAAGGGUGUUAACUUGCCAGGCACUAAUGUCGACUUGCCAGCCGUCUCUGAGAAGGACAAAUCUGAUCUUCUUUUUGGUGUUGAGCAAGGAGUCGAUAUGAUCUUUGCUUCUUUCAUCCGAAACGCUGCCGCCGUUCACGAGAUUCGUGAAAUCCUCGGUGAAAAGGGUCGUAACAUUCUCAUCAUUUCCAAGAUUGAAAACCAUCAAGGUGUUCACAAUUUGGAUGAAAUUAUCGAAGCAUCUGAUGGUAUCAUGGUCGCUCGCGGUGAUCUUGGUAUCGAAAUCCCUCCCGAGAAAGUCUUUUUGGCCCAAAAGUGCAUGAUUGCUAAAUGCAACAAGGCCGGCAAACCCGUCAUUUGCGCCACACAAAUGCUCGAGUCUAUGAUCACUAAGCCCCGUCCCACUCGCGCUGAAGGUUCUGAUGUUGCCAAUGCCAUCUUGGAUGGUGCAGAUUGCGUCAUGCUUAGCGGAGAAACAGCAAAGGGAGACUACCCAUUGGAUUGUGUUCGCACCAUGGCCAAUAUCGCCAAGGAAGCCGAAGCAGCCAUGUGGCAUAAGCAGCUCUUUACUGAACUGUCUGGCAUGGUCGUUACUCCGGCAGAUUCCACACACACUGUGGCCAUUGCUGCCGUAGAGGCUGCAUUCAAGAGCCAAGCAGCUGCCAUCAUUACAUUAACAACUAGCGGUCUCACUGCUCAUCUCAUGGCCAAAUACCGACCCCGUUGCCCCAUUAUUGCAGUCACCAGGAACGAACAGGUGGCCCGUCAAUGUCACCUCUGGCGUGGAAUCCUACCACUUCAUUUCGCAGAAUCCCGCGUGCCUGAUUGGCUGAAGGAUGUUGAUGCUCGCGUUCAGUACGGAAUAAAUUUCGGAAAGACCCGUGGAUUUAUUCGCACUGGAGAUCCGAUCAUUGUUAUCACCGGAUGGAAGCAGGGAUCGGGAUUCACCAAUACUUUUAGACUGCUUUACGAAGGUACACGAUACCUGUAAAUGGCAUGCAAAAUUGAGUUGCCAAAAACGUCAAGCUGCAUGCCUUGGCUAGUUCCUGUUAUUUUAUUUUCAAGCCAGUUUCAUCGGCCAAGGACUACCUCCAACAGGUGUAUGUUAUUUUGUUUUAGUUAAAUUUUGAUUUUACGUGUUUUUUUGUGUUUCAUCAAACCUUUGCGUGUCUUUGUGUUCUAUACGUAGAUCAAUAUUUUGAGACUUGAUAAAAAAUUCUAGUAAUUAAAACGUUGUCAAAUAAAAUACAAGUCGUCAAACGAG
Daphnia magna is the source of this 2160-nucleotide messenger RNA. Its product is annotated as pyruvate kinase. Gene Ontology annotation, cellular component: cytoplasm. Gene Ontology annotation, molecular function: potassium ion binding; magnesium ion binding; pyruvate kinase activity. Lineage: Eukaryota; Metazoa; Arthropoda; Branchiopoda; Diplostraca; Daphniidae. The transcript is spliced from 10 exons. Gene Ontology annotation, biological process: glycolytic process. Bases 280 to 1887 code for a protein of 535 amino acids. The record is from RefSeq and is a predicted model, not a curated record.